Blepharisma stoltei is the source of this 252-nucleotide messenger RNA. The record is from the annotation of a GenBank genome assembly. NCBI's taxonomy places the organism in Eukaryota, Ciliophora, Heterotrichea, Heterotrichida, Blepharismidae.
AUGUUUCUAGAGCGAAAGCUACAAUGAGCUUGGAAGCAUUUUCAAUUGAAUAUGGAACUCGAAAAUCAAGAUAAGUCAAUUAUUUUGAUAGAAAAAAACGCUGACUUAGAAGAAAGACAAGCUAUAGCUCAAGAUGGGAAUUAUUUAGCGAGAGCAAAACGGGCUACUUAUUUUGAAACAUCUGCAUUGGCAAAAAAAAGUAUUGAUACAGCAUUUAGAACAUUGAUAAAUGAGAUUGCAGAGAGAGGAUAG